Molecule: messenger RNA, 1770 nt
Organism: Cucumis melo (muskmelon)
Lineage: Eukaryota; Viridiplantae; Streptophyta; Magnoliopsida; Cucurbitales; Cucurbitaceae
Product: glycerol-3-phosphate dehydrogenase [NAD(+)] 2, chloroplastic
Exons: 9
Coding region: 15-1433 (472 amino acids)
Biological process (GO): carbohydrate metabolic process; glycerol-3-phosphate catabolic process
Cellular component (GO): cytosol; glycerol-3-phosphate dehydrogenase (FAD) complex
Molecular function (GO): glycerol-3-phosphate dehydrogenase [NAD(P)+] activity; NAD binding
Source: RefSeq, a predicted model, not a curated record
AUGGAAAAUGGAAAAUGGAUGGGGAAUUCCAUUUCCCACCUGAUCCUCUCGACAUUACCCGCUAUCUUCUCGCUGUCUUUCUCUGUGACACACAACUUUCUUACAACAAUCCUUCAAUGGAGACGCCAUUCAUGGACCUUCCUUCCAACAACCCAUUUUCCACUCUCAACCACCCUUCCUUCUCCCACACAUACCCUUCCAGAUUAACCAUUCCCAGCCUCUCUUCUCCCAACUACCCCACCACUUCCCCUCUCCGCUUCUGCGCCAAUACUACGCCGCCUCCCAUUCUUCAAGACACUGAUGCUCUUCUUGAUUCCGGCCCAGAAAGAACCCAGAAUCGCCGCAGGGUUGUUCGAAUUGCCUGGGAGAAGUUGGUGAGAUGGUCCAGGUCUUUGCGAUUCAAGGCUAAGACUGACGUUCUUGAGCGCACGAACAAGGUGGCUGUGCUUGGUGGUGGAUCUUUUGGCACAGCGAUGGCUGCCCAUAUCGCUGGUAGAAAGCCCCAAUUGGAAGUCAAUAUGCUUCUUCGUGAUCCUCAAGUAUGCCAGUCAAUCAAUGAUGGUCACUACAAUAGUAAGUACUUCCCAAAGCACAAGCUACCAAUAAAUGUUAUAGCUACAACUGAUGCCAAAGCUGCUUUGCUGGGUGCUGAUUUCUGUUUUCAUGCUGUACCUGUGCAGUUCAGUUCAUCAUUUCUUGAGAGUAUUGCUCAUCAUGUUGAUCCACACCUACCAUUCAUAUCCCUGAGUAAAGGGUUGGAACUCAAUUCCUUGAGAAUGAUGUCUCAGAUUAUUCCCCAAGCACUCAGUAACCCUCGACAACCUUUUGUUGCCCUUUCGGGACCUUCAUUUGCUUCAGAAUUAAUGAAUAAAUUACCAACAGCGAUGGUAGUGGCGUCAAAGGACAAAAAAUUGGCAAAUGCGGCUCAGCAACUACUGGCUUCUAGUUAUCUAAGAAUAAGCACCUCAAGUGAUGUGACAGGGGUGGAGAUUGCAGGUGCAUUGAAGAAUGUCCUCGCUAUAGCAGCAGGAAUUGUUGAGGGGAUGAAUCUUGGUAAUAACUCUAUGGCAGCUCUUGUGGCACAAGGUUGUUCUGAGAUCCGUUGGCUGGCUACGAAGAUGGGUGCGAAGCCAACGACAAUUACUGGCCUCUCAGGCACAGGGGACAUUAUGCUUACAUGCUUUGUCAACCUCUCCCGAAACAGAACAGUUGGAGUACGACUAGGAUCUGGUGAGAAUCUGGAUGAUAUAUUGAGCUCCAUGAAUCAGGUUGCAGAAGGUGUAUCGACUGCUGGGGCUGUAAUUGCUUUGGCUCAGAAGUAUAAGGUGAAAAUGCCAGUUUUGACAGCAGUGGCCCGAAUUAUUGAUAAUGAGCUAACACCACAAAAAGCAGUCCUUGAAUUGAUGGGGCUUCCUCAGGUGGAAGAGGUCUGAAACCUGGAGGCUUCAAAGGUCCUAAGCAAUUAGAAUCACAAAACAUCUAUGGCAUCAAACAUGGCCCGCAGAUAUUUGACUAGGACAUUACAAUAGUGGGAUUUUUAUUCGUCGAAGAAAUCAGUCAGAAGUUGGUCUGUGAAACCUGCCAAUUAAUUGAGGACCGUCUUGUUCCUUUUGGAGAUCAAACUAUCUUUGAUUCUUAGUAGUGGAAUUCAACAAGUUUUGAUAUCUUAAAGUCACAAUCAUAAGAAACGUCAACCUUCUGUCUAAUUCAUUUCAUUUUUGAAUUUGACUAAAAAGUUGAUCAAAGACCAACUUUUCAUUUUUCUGUCUA